AUGGCGUCCCAGGCCUUAUUGGAGCUGCAGCCCACUAACCAAAGCCAGCAGACGUCUCCCAACAUCACCUCCUGCAAGGAUGCUCCAGAAGCCUGGGACCUGCUGUAUAGGGUGCUUCCAGGAUUUGUCAUCACCAUCUGUUUCUUUGGCCUUCUGGGGAACCUUGCAGUACUGUCCUUCUUCCUCCUGCCUCGGCAUCGGCGGAGAAAACACCGCUUAACCGUCGCCGAAAUCUACCUGGCUAACUUGGCAGCUUCUGAUCUGGUGUUCGUCCUGGGCCUACCCUUCUGGGCAGAGAACAUCUGGAACCGUUUCAACUGGCCCUUUGGCACUGAACUCUGCCGGGUGGUCAACGGGAUCAUCAAGGCCCAUCUGUUCAUCAGUAUCUUCCUGGUGGUGGCCAUCAGUCAGGACCGCUACCGGUCUCUGGUAUAUCCCAUGACUAGCAGAGGAUCCCGGCGGCGGCGACAAGCCCGAACCACCUGUCUGCUCAUCUGGGUAGCAGGGGGCCUCUUGAGCAUCCCCACGUUCCUACUACGUUCCGUCAGAGUUGUCCCCGACUUGAACAUCUCUGCCUGCAUCCUGCUUUUCCCCCACGACGCCUGGCAUUUUGCAAGGAUGGUGGAGUUGAACAUUUUGGGUUUCUUCCUCCCAUUGACUGCCAUCAUCUUCUUCAACUAUCACAUCCUGGCAUCCCUGAGAGGGCAGAAGGAGGCCAGCAGAACGAGGUGUGGGGGUCCCAAGGGCAGCAAGACAACAGGGCUGAUCUUCACUCUGGUGGUCUCCUUCCUGGUCUGCUGGGCUCCCUACCACUUCUUUGCCUUCCUGGAUUUCCUGGUCCAGGUGAAGGUAGUCCAAGACUGCUCCUGGAAGGAAUUCACGGACCUGGGCCUGCAGCUGGCCAACUUCUUUGCUUUCAUCAACAGCUGCUUGAACCCACUGAUUUAUGUCUUUGUGGGCCGGCUUUUAAAGACUAGGGUCUGGAAGCAUUAUAAGAGAUGCAGCCCUGGAAGCCUCGUGUCCAUAUCCCCCAAUAGGAAAGAACUCUUUCAGCUGUUCUGGCAGAACUGA
Molecule: messenger RNA, 1071 nt
Organism: Microtus ochrogaster (prairie vole)
Lineage: Eukaryota; Metazoa; Chordata; Mammalia; Rodentia; Cricetidae
Gene: Bdkrb1
Product: bradykinin receptor B1
Biological process (GO): positive regulation of cytosolic calcium ion concentration; immune response; G protein-coupled receptor signaling pathway
Cellular component (GO): external side of plasma membrane; membrane
Molecular function (GO): C-C chemokine binding; bradykinin receptor activity; C-C chemokine receptor activity
Source: RefSeq, a predicted model, not a curated record